Molecule: messenger RNA, 2268 nt
Organism: Silurus meridionalis
Lineage: Eukaryota; Metazoa; Chordata; Actinopteri; Siluriformes; Siluridae
Product: eukaryotic translation initiation factor 5-like
Exons: 12
Coding region: 544-1827 (427 amino acids)
Biological process (GO): formation of translation preinitiation complex; formation of cytoplasmic translation initiation complex; translational initiation
Cellular component (GO): cytosol
Molecular function (GO): eukaryotic initiation factor eIF2 binding; GDP-dissociation inhibitor activity; translation initiation factor activity
Source: RefSeq, a predicted model, not a curated record
AGGUUGUGUCACGGCAGUGGGAGUUCGUCCAAUGGAUGCCUUGUAGGGGCGGGCUCACUCGUCAUGUGAGGAGUACUGACUCGUCAUAGAGACUCGGCUGUGUUUUCGAGGCGCUCUGUGCCCCUGCAUAGCGACGCGAGAAGGUUCUAGAUAGAUUCCAGUAUCGUUUUCGGAUACCUGCUGUGUUGCCCUGAGCCUUUUCUCUUAAAGCUGUGUCAAGUUACAUUCUUGGAUCACGACCCAAAAACUCUACUUCAGCUCGACUAUCAGCUCUUCACUCCGUCGUUGGACGACUAGCGUUGUGUUUAUGUCUUUAUUUUACGGAAACGAGCUGUUGCGCAGCUGUUGGAACGCAAGCGGUGUCAACCUAGACCACGAGCAAGGAACCUGCAGCCUCUGUGGCAAAAUCUUUUUCAUGUCAGAGACCGAGCAAGCUUGCAGUCGUUUAUGUCAUCCCGUCUUCUCCAGACAGAAGAUACCCAAAAAUCCCCAUUCAGGAUCUUUUUAUCUUAGCUUAGCUGAUAGUGUCACAGGUCACUCAAAAUGUCUGUUAACGUCAACCGCAAUGUGUCGGACCAGUUCUACCGCUACAAGAUGCCCCGUCUGAUUGCCAAGGUGGAGGGCAAAGGGAAUGGAAUCAAGACGGUCAUUGUCAACAUGGUUGAUGUUGCAAAGGCACUGAAUCGUCCACCAACAUAUCCAACCAAGUUUUUUGGCUGUGAGCUUGGGGCUCAGACCCAGUUUGACACAAAGAAUGACCGCUACAUAGUAAACGGCUCCCAUGAGGCCAACAAACUACAGGACAUGCUGGAUGGAUUCAUACGCAAGUUUGUGCUGUGCCCAGAGUGUGAUAAUCCUGAGACUGACUUACAUGUUAAUCUAAAGAAACAAACCAUUGGAAAUUCUUGUAAGGCUUGCGGGUAUCGGGGAAUGCUAGACACUCGCCACAAACUGUGCACUUUCAUCCUUAAAAAUCCACCAGAGUGUGAUAGUGGGUCUGUGAAGAAAGAGAAGGAUAAGAAAAACCGAAAGAAGGACAAGGAAAAUGGGUCAGGAAGUGGUGAUUCUGGAAACCAUAAUGAUAUUGAUGCACCAGAUGCUGUGGAUGGUAAUGAAGAUGAUGAGGACUGGGCAGAGGAGACCACCGAGGAAGCCCAGCGUCGGAGAAUGGAGGAAAUCAGUGACCAUGCUAAGAACUUGACACUUUCAGAUGACCUGGAAAAGACCCUAGAGGAUAGAGUCAACAUGUUUUAUAAUUUUGUCAAGCAAAAGAAAGAAAAUGCCACAAUAAACUCUGCAGACAAGGAUAUUCUGGCCGAGGCAGAGCGUCUGGAUGUGAGAGCAAUGGGCCCACUCAUCCUUAGUGAACUACUCUUUAAUGAAAACAUCAGAGACCAGAUAAAAAAAUAUAAACGCCACUUUCUACGUUUCUGCCAUAAUGACAAGAAGGCUCAGAAAUACCUGCUGGGUGGAUUUGAGUGUUUGGUGAAGCUUCACCAAGCUCAGCUGCUGCCUAGAGUUCCAAUCAUACUGAAGGAUUUGUAUGACGCAGACCUGCUGGAAGAGGAUGUCAUUCUCUCCUGGGCUGAAAAGGUGUCCAAGAAAUAUGUCUCUAAAGAGCUUGCAAAGGAGAUCCAUGCAAAAGCUGCUCCUUUUGUCAAAUGGCUAAAGGAGGCAGAAGAAGAAAGUGAGGGAAGUGAAGAAGAGGAGGCAGAUGAUGAGAAUGUAGAGGUUGUAUACUCUUCCUCUGCCCGGGAGCUGAAAGUGGAGACCGUUCAACCAAAGAAAACUGAGGAGGAAGAUGACCUUGACAUUGAUGCCAUUUAAAGAAAUCUUUGGCAACCAGUGUUGAUUUAUCCAGCUUCCUUAAUUUACAAAAUAAUCUGAAUAAUACUAGUAGCCCUCUUUUCAGUCCCUUGCUCUAAUUUUCCAUGCUUUAAUCUUUCGCUAUUUUUUUUUUUUUUUUUUUCAUUUCUUCUAAAGAAAUUAGAGGCAUGUUUUAAAAUGGCGCUUUCACUGUCUUGAUGCUAAACUGUUGUUAAUUUUCUCUCUACUGAAAAAAUUGUGACUUUGACCUUCUUUGGUUGAUGGAUAUAUCUAAUCACCUAAGAUGCACAGUUGGUUGUGAUGUUUAAAUUUCUUUAAUCAUUUAAAUAAAGGAUGCAUUCUUGUUACUUAUACUGAUAUUUGUGGUGUCUGAAAGAUUUUGUUUGUAAUUGCAGCCUGUUAACUGUCUGAUUACAAAGAAUUAAAGAAAAACUAACUGCA